CCCCCUCGGCACGAUGGACUGGGUCGCGGCCCAGGCCUGCCAGAAGGAACUGAGCUGCGUCAUCUGCAUGAGCACUUUCCUUGACCCGGUCACCACGGCCUGUGGGCACAGCUUUUGCCGACCCUGUCUCUGCCUGGCCUGGGAAGCAACCCAGGGCCCCGCCAGCUGCCCCAUCUGCAGGGAGCCCGCCCAGCAGAGGGACCUGGUGACCAACGUGGUGCUGAAGGGCCUGGCCGCCAUCGCCAGGAGGGCCGGCCUCAGGAGGUUCCUGCGCUCGGAGGAAGGCACGUGCGGGACGCACGGGGAGCCCAGGCAGAACUUCUGCGAGGUGGACAAGGACCUGCUGUGUGGGCGCUGCUCCGGGUCCCGCGAGCACGAGGCCCACCGACACCACCCGGUCGAACGGGCGGUCGAGGAGCAGCGGGAGACGAUUCUCAAGCAAAUGCGUGCCGUGUGGGAGAAGGUGCAAGAGAACCGGGCAGAGAUCGCCGAGCAGAGGGGAACCAUCGACCAGUGGAUCUCCUACGUGAACCUGCACCGAGGGAUGGCCUCGGAUGUGUUUGCCGUGCUGCAUCUGGCUUCCCCCGAGGAGGAGCGAUGGUAUUCCGAGACGCUCCUCCACGAGGGGAGCGUGAUUUUACUGCAUCUCAGAGCCACGGAAACCCAAAUGCUUCGGUACGGGCGUCACCUGCGAGAAACCUAUCAGGAGCUGAUGAGGACAUACCAGAUGGCAGAGGGGGACCUUCUCCGGGAGGCGGAAUCCACCCUGGAGAGCUGCGAGGCGCUGUUGGCUUGCAUGCCUCGUCGCCUGAUGCCGCAGCUCAGGGCUCCCCAAGCCGGCCGGGCAGAGGGAGACCACGCAGAUGCGCUUUGGAACUCGGAAGGCUGGGCCAAUUCGACCGCUUUUGGCUCCCGGGUCUUCAGCUCUGGGCAGCAUUACUGGGAGCUCAGUGGCAACGACUCUGCCACCUGGGCGGCGGGGGUCUGUAGGGAUUCCGCCAUAGGCAGCCACGCGCCCAUGAGCCAAUCCGGGGACCUUUUCCUCCUCUUGUGUGUGAAGGGGAACACGCACUACACCCUCUUCACCACCUCCCCGGUGCUUCCUCACUACGUGGAACGGCCAUUGGGCCGUGUUGGCGUGCUUCUGGAUCUCGACAAUGGAAGUGUGAGCUUUUGGAAUGUAGCCAAGAGGUCCCUGAUCUGGAGGUACCCCAACGGCUCUUUCCAGUUCCCCGUCAGGCCGCUUCUCCACGGUGCUGUCUCAGGAUCUUGAG
This is a messenger RNA of Perognathus longimembris pacificus (Pacific pocket mouse), 1274 nucleotides long. Its product is annotated as tripartite motif-containing protein 43-like. The record is from RefSeq and is a predicted model, not a curated record. Gene Ontology annotation, molecular function: protein binding; zinc ion binding. The coding region runs from base 14 to 1273 and encodes 419 amino acids. Lineage: Eukaryota; Metazoa; Chordata; Mammalia; Rodentia; Heteromyidae. The transcript has 3 exons.